Messenger RNA from Venturia canescens, 4232 nucleotides. It is a transcript of the gene Orc4, whose product is annotated as origin recognition complex subunit 4. NCBI's taxonomy places the organism in Eukaryota, Metazoa, Arthropoda, Insecta, Hymenoptera, Ichneumonidae. The record is from RefSeq and is a predicted model, not a curated record. Gene Ontology annotation, biological process: DNA replication initiation; DNA replication. Bases 1 to 1362 code for a protein of 453 amino acids. The transcript is spliced from 4 exons. Gene Ontology annotation, cellular component: nuclear origin of replication recognition complex; nucleus. Gene Ontology annotation, molecular function: ATP hydrolysis activity; ATP binding; DNA replication origin binding.
AUGAGCAAAAAGAAGAAUAUGGCAAUAGACUUCCAGGAUAACAUGAUUCUUCUCACAAGAAAAUAUCUUAAGCGUAAAAUAAUGUGUCCUGAGACCAAAUUUAGACAUCACGUUAAGGAACGGCUUCAUGUUCUUGAAUUACUCAAACGUACUGUGGAACUGGGUGAAAGUAACUCAGCGCUGCUGAUUGGACCACGAGGGAGUGGCAAAACAACGUUGGUGAAUAGCGUGUUGAAGGAGCUCUCAGCAUCAAAGAAUUUCAAAGAUAAUGCAUUAAUAGUAAAUCUUCACGGUCUAGUGCACACAGAUGAUCGUUUGGCUCUGAAAGAUGCGACAAGGCAAAUGCAAUUGGAGAAUGUAGUUGGUGAAAAAGUAUUUGGUACAUUCGCUGAGAAUUUGUCGUUUUUGCUUGAAUGCUUGAAAUCAGGUGACAAAAAACGAUCCAAACCUUGUAUAUUUAUACUCGACGAGUUUGAUCUCUUUUGUUCACAUCAGAAUCAAACGUUGCUUUACAAUUUGUUCGACGUGGCACAAUCGGCACAAGCACCGAUUUGCGUUCUCGGCAUAACUUGUCGGUUGGACGUGAUCGAAUUGUUGGAGAAACGAGUCAAAUCGCGUUUCUCUCAUCGUCAAAUUUUUUUAUUCCCCGGUGACAAGACAGCGAGCGAAGAACAGCCCACUACUGCUUUUGAUGACAGACUUGAAUUGUUUCGUCAUUUGUUGUGUAUACCUGACGACGAAAACGUCAACAGGAUCGAACAGCAGUACGAUGAUUUCACUAUCGAUCCACAAUUUGGUACAAGGUGGAACGAAUAUAUCGAUAGCCUUGUCGGUAAUGUCACUAUGAUAAAUUUACUCAAAAAAAUGUAUCAGCUCGAUGUGAGCGAACGAAGCUUCAGAAAUUUCCUCGCUGUUGCUGUUUCCACACUCGAUGAAAAACAUCAGAAACUCGAGGUCAAUGAUUUUGUUGAAGCCAGCAAAAUUUUCACACCCGAUGACAAAGUUCUCAUGCUCGAAGGUCUCUCUGUUCUUGAACUCAGUUUGAUAAUUGCCAUGAAACACGAGACCGAGAUUUUCGACGGGGAGCCUCUUAACUUUGAAACGGUUCUCAAUCGUUACAUCAAAUUUGCCAACCAAACAUCCGCUGUGCAAACGGUUCAAAGGCCCGUAAUAAUGAAAGCCUUCGAGCAUAUUAAGAAUCUGGAGCUGAUGUCACCGGUUGGCGGUACAAAUGCACGAACGGAGAAAGAGUAUCAAUACUAUAAGUUCCUGUUGACGCCGCAGCAGGUACUCGAGGCGGUUAAGAAUUAUCCAGGAUUGCCAACGGAAGUGGCACAAUGGGCAACGAAUAGCUUGCAAUAAAUCGAGACAGCUCUUUCACCCUCUUUCUCCCUUUUAACUUGAGUGUAAUGUUUAUAGCGGAAUUUCAACUCUACGAAGUUCGAAUUGACCGGUGAGAAAAAAAUAGUCACUCUGUAGUACACACUUGGAUUAUUAUUGCAACUUUUAUGUAAGCUUUACAUAAACUCGUAACUUGACAUGAACUCGUAACUUCGACAUGAAAAUUGUGAAAAUUAUCCAAGUUGUGGCUGCUGGAAUUCCGGAAAUAUCCACGGAAUGAUAGUGAUUCCAUAAACGUGGUGAACGUUGUGUAAGAAACGAACGUGUGCCAUUGACUGUCAAAUUUUUCUGUAUAAAGAGAAAGGGAGAGAGAGAGAGCGGGAGGAAUCGAAAAAAGAUCAGGAAGUUUUCCACGUACGUUCUCAGUCAACAACCAUAUUAGGUCAGAAUUCCAGCCCUUGGUCAUUCAAGAACCAGAAAAAACAUUUCUCAUCAGUUAAGAAAAAUGUAGUUAUUCCAAAUCUGUCUUCGCUUCAUCGCAAUGGAGAUCAAUUUAAAAGAAAACUUGGAAAAUAACUAAAAGUUUUUCCCUAAUUUUGUUGAACAGCCAAGCUUCGAAAUUCUAACCUAGUGAAAUUGCUGUUUGUAAACGUAUUCGGAAAACAUCCUGAACCGAAAUGAGCGCUGUUUCACCUUAGUCAGCCAAACACUUUGAAAACGUCCGAUUAAAAACUGAAUUUUUAGAGAAAGAGAGAGAGAAAGAAAAAACGGAAAGAAAACAAAAAAUGAAACGUCAUGCAACGAAUGAUUUAGAAGAAAUUCUUAGUUGCGAUUCUCUAGUUUACGUUCUCCUAUUUUUCUGUCAAAUACUAGUACGACUAUUUCUCGAGUCGAGCGAUGCUUCCCUCGUCAGCGAUCUUUAUCGCUAGCGAAUGUAUAGUCGACUCUGUUGCAACAUAUGUAUGUAUACAAAAUUUUUAGAUUUUCGAGAUGAUAAAGGAUUAAGAAAAAAAAAAAAUAAAAACAAUGAAUAUCGAUGUUUGGUCGAUAUCAUUGGGAAAUUUGUGUGUUCAUCUCCUGUGUAAUAUUUAGUCACAAAUGAGUAGAAAAUGCGUUGAAUCGUCAAGUGAAGAGUGAUUCGCGUGACCUUUAAUCCAAUUUCACUAGCGAAAUAUAUCUUCCGGUCAUCUCUUGGUUACCUUUCAUUUUAUUUCUUUUCUUUUUCGGUUUUCCUUGUGUUUGGCCGUUAGACAAGUGUUGUGUAUAACUGAAUUAACUUGCAUUUACGUAGUUUAGGUGACGAUUGUUCCGAUCACAUAUCGAUAGUAAACAGUGGCAUUUUGAUGAUAUUUCAUGUGUAUGGGGCAUUCCUCGGCCUCUUCGAUUUUUCCUUAAAAAAAAAAAAGCUUCUUUUUGCCGAGAAGGAAGCCCACUUCAGCUCAGUGCUCAAAAUUUCUCUUGUGAAAGACUUUGUGAAUCUUGGGCUCCUUAACUUUGGCUCAAACACUUUUCUUUCGAAAAAUCGUCAUCUCGAAUCGGUCCAAAGAAGUCUGGAAAUAAUUUCUGAGUCCUUUUCACAUGUACUACUCAAAAUGACUAGUCGAAUCGGUGCGUGGAAUGCCCAAUAUAUUUAUCGAUUAUCUAUAUAAAUCGUCAAUAAUGUAUGUCUGAAUAGUUCGUAUUUUUAUUAUAAAUAUUUAUUUGUUUAUUUAUAUAACCACGCCAAUUUUCAUUAUAACUUAAUUUAUCGAAUAGUCAUAGUAGUUGGAGUCAAUUAAAUUUCUUCGAUGAACGUUUUUAUUGGAGAUAAUUGAGUAACUAAAAUCUCUAGCGUCUGAUAUUGUUUGAAUGAAUAUUUUUCGAGUAAAACAGCGAAGCUGAGAGAAAAUUGUUUUUUUUUCUGCUCAAUUAUAGAAGAUAAAAUCAGUAAGAAAAUGAGAUUUUCGCGACUGUACGAAAUAUAUUAAACUCAAUCGCUCAUUUAGUUCCUUUUGACUCGAAAUUCAAGAAAAUUGUGUGAUUCAUUUGUAUUGAGAAGUUUCUAAUGAAAAAUUUUUCGAAAUACUCGUCUCAAAAAUAUGGAAACUGCGCACUCGGAGUUUUUGUCGAAUGGCAAGUGAAUUUGAGAGAAAAGCACUGUCAGGGCAUUUUUUGUAGUUCGUUUAUUUGAGCGCAAAACGAAUACCGGAAACGAGACUGAAUACAGUGAAUCUUUGAACAAUAAAAUUCAAAAUUUUGUGCUAAUGCAUUAUCAGACCGGGUUAUAAUGACAAAAAUGGGGGAAUAGACUCGAUGUUACGUCCGAUUGAAAAUUCGUCCUCAUAAAUGAUAAUAAUAAUGCUAAAAAUGAUGGCUAUGAAGACUUUGGUAUAUUCGUAAUCUAUGAAUGUCAUUAUUAUGAAUUUUUAUAGAAAUUUUGUGAACUUCGAACCCGCUGCGGUUCAAGGAGAACAGAGAACGAGAGAGUGAGAGAGAGAGAGAGAGAGAGAACAAGAGAGAGAAUUUCCCACUGAAUAUUGAAGCUCGCACGAUUUGAAGACUUUAUUCGUAAUAAUCAAUUGGGUAACCAUAAUGAGCUAUUUAUUGUAAUGAUUUUUUUGAAUAUUAUUAUUAUUGUGGUUAUUAUUCAGAGACGAUAACGUGAACGACAGAGAAUUUUGUCGAUAAUUGUGGAUGAAAGAAGGGGAAAAUACUGGGAUAUAAGCCAUCGAGAAAAGAGAAUACGAAAAUGGGAAUAAAAAUCGUGAAAAUGAGAAUGAAAAUACCAAUUUCUAGCGAAUAUGUUUACACAUUUUUAAAUAAAUGUUUCCAUCGAAUGCGUCUCUCCGAAUGAUUGAGCGGGGUGUCUGUCACAAGUAAAUAAAGGUGAACGAACAUUUUUUUUUUUUAAA